Messenger RNA from Mercurialis annua (annual mercury), 2807 nucleotides. RefSeq lists its product as uncharacterized. The transcript has 20 exons. Gene Ontology annotation, biological process: DNA replication; double-strand break repair via homologous recombination. Bases 89 to 2692 code for a protein of 867 amino acids. Gene Ontology annotation, cellular component: chromosome; nucleus; cytoplasm. The record is from RefSeq and is a predicted model, not a curated record. Lineage: Eukaryota; Viridiplantae; Streptophyta; Magnoliopsida; Malpighiales; Euphorbiaceae. Gene Ontology annotation, molecular function: nucleic acid binding; 3'-5' DNA helicase activity; four-way junction helicase activity.
UGAUUGAUAUUUUUUAGCACUCCAUUCAAUCAACAGUAAACAGUUCGUCUUCACUCCAAUCAGAGAAAUACAUUAAUUAUUUUAAAAAAUGUUGCCCGCUCUCAAGAAAUAUUUUGGGUAUUCUGAAUUUAGGCCGUACCAGAAGGAAGUGAUCGAGAAAAUUUUAGAGAGAAGGGACUGUUUAGUAGUUAUGGCUACUGGCAGUGGAAAAUCUUUAUGCUACCAGGUUCCUCCUUUGGUUGUUGGAAAGACUGCUGUAGUUAUAAGUCCUCUUAUAUCUUUAAUGCAAGAUCAGGUGAUGUCUCUGAAACAAAAGGGGAUUAGAGCUGAAUAUCUUGGAACUGGCCAGACUGAUCACUCCGUCCAUAAUUUAGCACAAAAUGGUCAUUUUAAUUUAGUAUUUGUUACUCCUGAAAAGGCAUGCUCCCUUCCUGCCAGCUUCUGGUCAAAUUUGCUUAAGGCGGGAAUCUGUUUGCUCGCUGUUGAUGAAGCACAUUGCAUAUCAGAAUGGGGUCAUAAUUUCAGGGUGGAAUACAAGCAGUUAGACAAGUUGCGCAGUGUUCUCUUAGAUGUUCCAUUUGUGGGCUUAACUGCAACUGCUACUGCAAAGGUUAGAGUCGACAUCAUCAAUUCCUUAAACUUGAAUGAUCCUUAUGUUGCCAUUGGCUCAUUUGAUCGCAACAAUCUGUUUUAUGGCGUCAAACAUUUUAACCGAGGUCCCCAUUUCACAAAUGGGCUUGUGCAAGAUAUUUCAAAAUUUGCAGCACAUGGUGACUCCACAAUUAUUUACUGUACAACAGUGAAAGAUGUUGAAGAGAUGUUCAAGUUACUUCAGCAGGCAGGAAUUAGGGCUGGAAUGUACCAUGGCCAGAUGGGCAAAAAUGCUCGUGAGGAGUCCCACAGAUCAUUUAUAAGAGAUGAACUGCAUGUCAUGGUUGCCACUGUUGCCUUUGGGAUGGGCAUUGAUAAACCAAACAUACGACAAGUAAUACAUUAUGGUUGUCCAAAGAGUCUAGAGUCGUACUACCAGGAAAGUGGACGAUGUGGAAGAGAUGGUAUACCUUCUGUCUGUUGGCUUUAUUACACAGGAAGUGACUUUGCAAAAGGCGACUUCUAUUGUGGAGAACUGAAGACAGAAAAUCAGAGAAGAGCAGUUAUGGAGUCUUUAAUGACUGCAAAGAAAUAUAGCACAAUAACAACUUGCAGAAGGAAGUUUUUGCUCGAGUACUUUGGGGAAAUUAUUUCAGCCGAGAAAUGUGGAAAUUGUGAUAACUGUACGGAGUCGAAAAGGGAGCGUGACCUAUCCAAGGAAGCGUUUCUUUUAAUGGCUUGCAUCAUUUCAUGUAGGGGUAACUGGGGCCUCAAUACGCCAAUAGAAGUUCUUCGUGGGUCUAGAGCAAAAAAAAUUCUUGAUAUGCAUUUUGACAAGCUUCCACUUCAUGGACUUGGGAAAGGCUACUCAUCAAAUUGGUGGAAAGCACUGGCUAACCAAUUAAUUUGCCAUGGUUACCUGGUGGAGACAAUUAGAGAUGUAUAUAAAUUUGUAAGUGUUGGUACCAAAGGAGAGCAAUAUCUUAACUCUGCCAGGACUGAUUAUCAACCACCACUAUUGUUGCCAUUAACUGAUCAAAUGGUUGAUGAUGAAGAAAAUCAAGCCACAACUGACACAGUUGAAAAUUUUAAGAGUUUGGCGACUUUGCAGUCUGAAGGCUUUUCGGAGGCUGAGGUACAACUCUAUCAAAAGCUUUUGGAAGAGAGAAUUAAGCUUGCAAGUAGCAUUGGAACUGCUCCAUAUGCUAUAUGUGGUGAUCAAACAAUCAAACGAAUUGCUUUGACAAGACCGUCUACCAAAGCUAGGCUAGCAAACAUUGAGGGUGUCAACCAGCAUCUUGUUGCUAGACAUGGAGAUCUUCUUCUUCAAUCUAUUAGGCAGCUGUCGCAAGAGCUAAAUAUUGCCUUGGAUGGGGAAGCGAGUUUACAGACAGCUGCUAAUACCAAACAAGUACAUGCGAUACCCAAUAACCAGAGAAAGUUGUCGCCAGCUAAGUUUGAAACUUGGAAAAUGUGGCAUGAAGAUGGGCUAUCAGUUCAUAGAAUAGCAAACUUCCCUGGUAGAUCAGCACCUAUAAAAGAGCAAACUGUUUGUGACUAUAUUCUGGAUGCUGCUCAAGAAGGAUAUGGGAUUGAUUGGAUCAGAUUCUGUAGUGAGAUUGGACUGACACGUCAAGCUUCGUUGGAUAUUCAAUGUGCCAUCACAAAGGUUGGCUCUACAGACAAGUUAAAACCAAUUAAAAAUGAAUUACCAGAAGAUGUAAGUUAUUUGCACAUCAAGACUUUUCUGACAAUGCAAAAAUGUGGGAUGUCUCUCGAAGUAACGCCGCCUAGCAAUUCAAGUCCGUUAAAUGCUGAUGACAUUAAGAACAAAGAACUAAAGGCAGAACCCAUUGAUUUUGAAGAUAUGUGCUCCCCGGAAAAACGCCAAAAAAUCUACGUAACAGAUGAAAGAUGUAUGUUGGAGGCAACAGAAACUUCCGUAUUAGAUUGGCUAAAGAAUUGUGACGAAGGGGCUUCACUGUCUGAUAUUCUGAAGCACUUCAAUGGAACUAAAGAGGAAUCUUUGAUUGAUCUAUUAAGUAGCCUUGAAGGUGACUUCAUGAUUUAUAAAAAGAACGAUCUGUAUAGGAUUUUGUAAUAAGCAGAUGCAUUAUAUCAUUAAGAGUAGUUGUACAUGUGUCUUUUCAUUGCUGAAUAUGCACCUUUUUGUAAAAGAGUUUUUAAUGUUAUUCAGAGAGAUUAUUCUAUUACUA